Messenger RNA from Trematosphaeria pertusa, 1104 nucleotides. RefSeq names its product dihydrofolate reductase. The record is from RefSeq and is a predicted model, not a curated record. Lineage: Eukaryota; Fungi; Ascomycota; Dothideomycetes; Pleosporales; Trematosphaeriaceae. Gene Ontology annotation, cellular component: cytoplasm; nucleus. The transcript has a single exon. The coding region runs from base 80 to 928 and encodes 282 amino acids.
GCGCGCGCUCCUUCUCCUCUCCAUCCCCCCCCCCAACCUACGCCCGAGAAACAUCCAGCUCCUCCUCCGCUCCGUCAUCAUGGCGCAGACCCCUCCGCCCACCCGCCCAAUCAAAGUCCUCAUGCUACACGGCUUCACGCAAUCCGGCCCACUCUUCCACGCCAAAACGCGCGCGCUGGAGAAAAACCUCGCCAAAGCCUUCCCCGCGGGCAUAUCGCUGCACUACCCGACCGCGCCGAUCCGGCUGCUCCCCGCCGACGUGCCCUUCCCCGUAUCCAGCUCCACGCUCACCAACGACGGCGGCGACGCAGAAGAAACAGAUGCCUGGGCGUGGUGGCGGCGCAAGGGCGAGGGCGAGCCGUACCGCUACGAGGGCAUAGAACAGGGGCUUGCGCAUCUAGCGGACGUCCUGCAAAAGGAAGGGCCGUUCGACGGCGUCAUCGGCUUCUCGCAGGGCGGAGCGUGCGCGGCGAUGCUGGCGAGUCUACUGGAACCGGAUCGGCGCGCUGCGUUUGAGGCUUUUUACCCCAAGGGUGGGAUGUCGUACCCCGAGUCUUUUGAGGCGGAUACGGGCUAUGUCGAGGGGACGAUACAUCCACCGCUCAAGUUCGCGGUCAGCUAUUCGGGGUUUGCCGCAAGAGGGACGGAUCUGUAUAAGGGGUUCUACGAGCCGAAGAUUAAGACGCCGAUGCUGCAUUUCUUGGGCACGCUGGAUGCGGUUGUCGAAGAGGCGCGAAGUCUGGCGCUGGUAGCGGCGUGUGAGGAAAGCAAAGGGAGGGUUGUCUAUCAUCCCGGAGGACACUUUUUGCCGAGCAGUCAGAAGGCGUAUGUGGCUGCGCUAAUUGGGUUUAUGAAGGAGAUAUUACACAAGGCGGAUAAUGAGGGGAAGAAGGAAGAGAGCGUGGAGGAUAUGGACGUUCCAUUUUGAAUUAUCAUAUUGUAUGCAUUUCGGGCAGCGUGGCGUUGGACAUAGAGGAUAGACCACACGGCGCAGGCAGGCAUAUUCGGACGUCUAUAUUACAUGCGCUCGGUAUGCGCGGAGCCAGCAUUAUAGAGGCUCAACCAUGUCUAGACCAAUCAUGAAUACUCCGACGUCCCAGCCAG